This is a messenger RNA of Malus domestica (apple), 916 nucleotides long. Its product is annotated as large ribosomal subunit protein eL20y. Lineage: Eukaryota; Viridiplantae; Streptophyta; Magnoliopsida; Rosales; Rosaceae. Gene Ontology annotation, cellular component: cytosolic large ribosomal subunit; ribosome. Gene Ontology annotation, biological process: translation. Gene Ontology annotation, molecular function: structural constituent of ribosome. The record is from RefSeq and is a predicted model, not a curated record.
AAAAAGCUCAUAUUCAUUUCAUCAAUGGAAGUAGGGUUUCGUCCUGAUAUAUAAACAAAACAAAAACCCUAACCUGCGCUUCUCACCAGAGAGAGAGGCCUCAGAGAUCGUAGCCGCGUCUUCUCCGAUUCUCCGACAUGGGUGUUUUCAAGUUCCACCAGUACCAGGUCGUCGGGAGGAAGCUCCCUACCGAGACCGAUGAGCAGCCGAAGAUAUACAGAAUGAAGCUGUGGGCCACCAACGAGGUUCGCGCCAAGUCCAAGUUCUGGUAUUUUCUGAGGAAGCUGAAGAAGGUGAAGAAGAGCAAUGGCCAAGUUCUUGCCAUCAAUGAGAUCUUUGAGAAGAACCCAACAACCAUCAAGAACUAUGGUAUCUGGUUGAGGUAUCAAAGCAGGACGGGUUACCACAACAUGUACAAAGAGUACCGUGACACCACUCUAAAUGGUGCCGUGGAGCAGAUGUACAUUGAGAUGGCAUCUCGCCACAGGGUCAGGUUUCCUUGUAUCCAGAUCAUCAAGACUGCCACCAUCCCCGCUAAGCUUUGCAAGAGGGAAAGCACCAAGCAAUUCCACAACUCCAAGAUCAAGUUCCCGUUGGUGUUCAGGAAGGUUAGACCACCAUCCAGGAAGUUGAAGACUACUUACAAGGCAUCGAGGCCCAACUUGUUUAUGUAAUUUGGUCACUCGACCAACAAAGCUUAAACAGGGGUUAGUGUCAGAUAAGUCUCUGAAUCGUUCUGGUAGAACUCUCGGUUACUGUUUUUUUUCUUUUUCGGUAUUUGUUUUGACUAUCUUAGAAAGACAAACAAUUGGAGUACCUUUAGGGGUUCUAAAUCCCAUUUUUGUUCACUUCAAAAUUUGCAAUUGAUUAUGUUUGUUGCUCGAUUUUUACUAAUAUUGUUGAAUGUUACCGUCGA